Messenger RNA from Cricetulus griseus (Chinese hamster), 3738 nucleotides. The record is from RefSeq and is a predicted model, not a curated record. NCBI's taxonomy places the organism in Eukaryota, Metazoa, Chordata, Mammalia, Rodentia, Cricetidae.
CCAACCCAGAGCCGAGCGGCUACGCCACGUUCCACUCUUCCACUCGCGACUCGGCCACCCGCCUACUCGUUUGCGCCUCCCUAACCUCACGUAAGAGUCUCUUCAUGACGGAAGGACCAGAGAUCAGAAUCCGCACAUAGUUCCAAGCACAGGGCCGGCUCCACGGCGGAAGCCUCACCGCCUAUCCCGCGUGCCACCGGCGCCACCCGCUUGGAUCCGGGGACGCAGGAGGGCACGGCCCUGCCUUUCCUGCUGACCUCCAGGGCGCACGGCCCGAGUCGGCCCCGGGAGCAGAGGCCAGCAGGCGGGCAACUGCGGGCAGAGGACCGUGGGGCCAUGAAUGAUUUCGCAAUCAAGAACAUGGACCAAGUGGCCCCUGUCGCUAACAGUUUUCGAGGGACACUCAAGCGCCAGCCAGCCUUUGACACCUUUGAUGGUUCUCUGUUUGCUGUGUUCCCCUCUCUCAGUGAAGAGCAGACACUCCAAGAAGUGCCCACAGGCUUGGACUCCGUCUCCCAUGAUUCAGCCAGCUGUGAACUGCCCUUGCUCACGCCCUGCAGCAAGGCAGUGAUGAGCCAAGCCUUAAAAGCCACCUUCAGUGGCUUCCACAAGGAGCAACGGCGUCUUGGCAUUCCCAAAAACCCCUGGCUUUGGAGUGAGCAGCAGGUGUGCCAGUGGCUGCUGUGGGCCACCAAUGAGUUCAGCCUGGUGAACGUGAAUCUGCAGCGGUUUGGCAUGAAUGGCCAGAUGCUCUGUAACCUCGGCAAAGAGCGCUUUCUGGAGCUGGCACCUGACUUUGUGGGUGACAUCCUCUGGGAACAUCUGGAGCAGAUGAUCAAAGAGAACCAAGAAAAGACAGAAGACCAAUAUGAAGAAAACUCACACCUCAACGCGGUCCCUCAUUGGGUCAGCAACAAUACAUUAGGUUUUGGCAUGGAACAGGCUCCGUAUGGAAUACAGGCACCAAGCUACCCCAAAGACAGCCUCCUGGACAGCAUGUGCCCGCCGUCUGCAACGCCUGCAGGUCUUGGCUCUGAGCAGGAGUUCCAGAUGUUGCCCAAGUCUCGGCUCAAUACUGUCAGUGUCAAUUACUGUUCCAUCACGCAGGACUUCCCUGGCAGCAACUUGAAUUUGCUCACCAAUGGCUCUGGGAAACCCAAGGACCAUGACUCUCCAGAGAAUGGUACAGACAGCUUCGAGAGCUCCGACUCGCUCCUGAGGUCCUGGAACAGCCAGUCGUCCCUACUAGAUGUGCAGCGGGUACCUUCCUUUGAGAGCUUCGAGGAGGACUGUAGCCAGCCACUGUGCCUCAAUAAACCAACCAUGUCCUUCAAGGACUACAUCCAAGAGAGGAGUGACCCAGUUGAACAAGGCAAACCAGUUAUUCCUGCGGCAGUACUGGCUGGCUUCACCGGAAGCGGACCCAUCCAACUGUGGCAGUUCCUUCUGGAGCUGCUCUCUGACAAAUCCUGUCAAUCUUUUAUCAGCUGGACAGGGGAUGGAUGGGAGUUCAAGCUUGCUGACCCUGACGAGGUGGCCCGCCGGUGGGGAAAGAGGAAAAAUAAACCAAAGAUGAACUACGAGAAGCUGAGCCGGGGUCUACGAUACUACUAUGACAAAAACAUCAUCCACAAGACGUCAGGCAAGCGCUACGUGUACCGAUUUGUGUGUGACCUGCAGAACUUGCUAGGGUUCACUCCUGAGGAACUGCAUGCCAUCCUGGGCGUCCAGCCUGACACAGAAGACUGAGGUCCUUGGGACGACCUUGAGCUGGCCCCGGGCCCGGGGACUGAGUGGGAAGCCUGUCCUGACCCACUGCUCCAAAGACCCUUGGGAGGGCAGGAUGGAACCCCUCUGGGAGCUGCCAAGCAGCAAUGGCCUCCUUUCAUUCCAUGCCUCUUCCACAAGGCCAGUUCCCCAGUGGUGGAAGGUGGCAUGGCCUCUCUGUCCUGACACAAGACCUGGAAGGGAAGGGGCUCUGGGAAGCCACCCCAGCACCGAGCAGGCUGUGUGCUGAUCACAGUCAUUGAGGCUAUUUGAGAUGCGCCAGGGAGCUAGCGUGUGGUGGAUGCACAAACCCUGAAAAACAUUGUUUUUCCUUUGGCCUUUUGCCACCAGGAGUAGCAAAUGCAAAAGCCACCUCUUGAGAGCCAGCUAGGCAGGUGGAGAGCAGCGACUGCUCCAUUUCGGAAGUCAUUUUGUACAUAUUAUUGUAUCUUAUAACGUCAAAAUCCGCCAACCGUUCUAUUUAACAGAAAUUGUAUAUUGUAUUUAAAAGUAAUUAUAACUGUGUUUGAAUCAAGAAUGCAGAUACCUGGUAGAUUUUCUUUUCUUUUUUUUUUUCACUAGCACCUAGGAAUGUCAUUUUACACAGAUUUAAUCUCUCAGGAGCUAACUGAGAGAAAUCGUAAUAUACUGUUUUCAUUUGAUUUUCCAACAGGAAUGGGGUCUGAGGGAUGACCCCUGGUUUUUACUUUUGUUUUUGUUGUUGUUGUUAUUUUAGUUCUGACUUGCUCAUUAUCUGGCCAGGACUUUGUAUAUUGAGGUUUGUUUUUUUUUUUUAUAUAAGAAAUUUAAUGUUAUUAUUUGAGGGUGCCUCGGGCCUCUCCACUUCCUCCUGGACUGUAAAGUAAAAGCUAUAAAGCAGUAUUUUUCUUGACAAAUGGCACAUGUUUUCCACUUCUCUGCAUGCCUUAAGUCGGUUUCUACACAAAUGUAUUUUAUUUUUUGGCGUAACUGUGUUUUCCAGCAACUCCCCCUCCCCCUAGCCAGUCGUUUCCUUCCUUCCUUCGCCCCAAGGUAUUCUGUGUGACUACAAUAAGAAGACUAUUUUUGGAAAUCUAUGCCUCCUUUUCAGAGAUCAGAAGGGAUUUAUGUAGCAGCUAUUUUUACUGCAAAAGUAACUCACUGGAAAAAAAUUGUAAUUUGUACGAAAGCUUUAUUUUUAUCUUAGCUCAUGUAAAGGGAAAUGUGUUGGGCAGGGCUGAGGGUGGUCAGGAGGGAUCGUCCAUCAGCCUUGACCUUAAAUGAAGCAUGGCGCGUCCCAUCUCCCUGACCUGCUGUUUCUUACAUCUGGGCCGCAUGUGCUUCUUUCUGCUCCAUGUCCUCAGAGAGUUGACUCCUCUUAUUUUCUUGGCCUCGGAUACCCAGGAGUACAGACAGGGCAAGCAAGAUGGGAAACGGCGUGGAGCCGCUUGUGUGAUGUUCUUAUCUGGUGAAGAGCUCACCCCACCAUGAGACCCCAAGCUUUCACCCAGUCAUUUGGUUUCAAAAGUGGGCCACAGGGUUUGCCAUUCGCCAGCAGGGUGGCCUCAGGGCCAGCAGGUGACAUCGAUAAAGAGUCAUCAAAUCACGAGACCUCGAAAUGGACACAAGACCAGCUGGGACCUGCUGUGCCAGUCCUGGGAGUCUUAGCCUGCAGAUUGAAUGCUUUGCAGCUGAGCGGAGGCUGCCUUUCAAAUGGGACCUGUGUGUAUAGACACUGGGACAUCUGUCUAUAAUGUAAACAGACAUGGGACCAGGGACAUGUGCCUGUCCAAAGCUUAGCCAACACUUCAGUUUAUAUGCAGUUGAGCCACAUGAAAUUGCCAAGUUUAACCUGAGUUUUGUCAGCCAAGAGAGAAAGCUUUACAUGGUUGAACCUAACAGUUAUGGAAGUCUUUGGCGUGGUCUUGAGUAUAAAGGUUUUGUGAUUUGGCCUUUUCCUCCUCAAAUAAUAAAGUGUUUGGUUUAUGCCAA